This is a messenger RNA of Colossoma macropomum (tambaqui), 1334 nucleotides long. RefSeq names its product three prime repair exonuclease 4 (gene plex9.2). NCBI's taxonomy places the organism in Eukaryota, Metazoa, Chordata, Actinopteri, Characiformes, Serrasalmidae. Gene Ontology annotation, biological process: DNA catabolic process. The record is from RefSeq and is a predicted model, not a curated record. Gene Ontology annotation, cellular component: cytoplasm. Gene Ontology annotation, molecular function: nucleic acid binding; 3'-5'-DNA exonuclease activity.
GGACGAGCUUCAAGCGCAGAUCAACGGGCUGAAUCCCGAACGGCUCCGUGCCGCGCAGGGAGAGCGCUGUUUGAGUGCAGUGGACACUGCUGGGCUCCGUGGAGCAUGUAGUGCACUACCCAGGGAGGGGGGAGGCAUUGGGGGUUGAGCCAAGGACUUCUGACCGCGGGAUUCAAACCUGAAGACACUAGAAAACAGCACAGACUUCACGAAAACGAGCCAACAGUAAACACAAAACAUUUAAACAUGGCGUUUACACUUCACCAGCCGAGUGGUGCUUUACUGCAUUGAUUCUAGUAUCUGAGGUGAACCUGUUCUCUGUCUUUUGCUCGUGUUAAUUUCUCUGAGAGCCCCCCGUAGCUGCAGUAGGUCAUGGAUUCUCAGGCCACUGAUUCCCCCAGAACUGUGUUCUUUGACUUGGAGACUACUGGUCUGGGGCCCUCAUGUGACAUUGUUCAGCUAGCAGCAGUGAGUGGCAGCCACACACUAAACCUUUUUAUGGUCCCCCGCUGUAGGAUGGAGCCCGGGGCCUCCAGAGUCACUGGCUUUAGAGUGCGAAGGCACCAGCUCUUCCUGCACCGCAGACCUGUGCUCACGAACUCUCUGAGAGAAGCCCUGGUGUCCUUCAUAACCUUCCUUCGCAUGUUCGGACGCCCGCUUUUGGUGGGCCACAACAUUCGCCGCUUUGACUGCCUUGUGUUGGCCAGAGCUUUAGAUGAGUUUGGAUUGAAAGCAGCCUUCCAGACAGGAGUUGUGGGCUUCCUGGACAGUCUCCCUCUGGCUCGCCAGCUUCUCAAGGACAGUGGCAUCCAGAGCUUCAAGCAGGAGAACCUGGUUAAGACUGUGCUGGGAGUUUCCUAUGCCGCUCACAAUGCCUUGGCUGACGUACAAGCCCUGCAGAAGCUUUAUUGGGCCCUCAGUCCCACAGCCAGUCAAAUUCAGCAGCACAUGUUCAGUCUGGACUCGCUGAAUACCAUGGCUGUCAAGCCUGCAAGACUACCAGCAAAGAGUGACUUAUGUGAGCACUUCCAAAAGGCAGUGAAAGUCACAGUGGACAGCAGUAGAGACGUCUAAACUUUUGUUAUAAUAGACCAGACAAAAACGAUGCUCCUAGUACAACAAUUUGUGUGAAAGGGGAUAUUAUCUCUGAUACAACACCCUCCCCGGGUCCAAAAUGUGGGAUUAUUGUUGAAAAUACUAGCGUUGAACAAGGCACCUUUCUUUGACUGCACAUGUAGCCAUAUGACCAUUCACACCAUUGUAGCUACUGCACUGCUAGCGCAAAAUCAGUUGGACAUGGAUACAAAUCUAAGUGUAACCUUUUAUAUGUUUUU